Paramecium pentaurelia is the source of this 1657-nucleotide messenger RNA. The record is from the annotation of a GenBank genome assembly. Lineage: Eukaryota; Ciliophora; Oligohymenophorea; Peniculida; Parameciidae.
AUGAGAAUGCCAAUUUUCCUUGGAUGUGCAUUAGAGAUAUACAAUUAUUUUUAGGAUCUAAUUCUAAACAACAUUUAUGUGUUGAUAAUAAUAAUAUUGCAUUUGAUGGUUGUUUCUCUUUUGUUUAUGAUUGUGUUGAAGGUUGUAGUAACUGCAUUAAAGGUACUUGUAUAAAUUGUCUAAUUGGAUGGUAAUUCUAAUAAUUUGAUCAAAGUUGUAUACCAAUUUGUGAUGAUUCUAUAAUAACUAGUUUUUAAGUAUGUGAUGAUGGAAAUUAAAUACCUAAUGAUGGUUGUUAUUAAUGUUCGUUUUCUUGUAUUUUAGACUGCUUAUUUUGUGAAUUUGAAAAAUGUUUAGAAUUUAGUCCUUUUUUUUGAAUUAUCUGAUGAUAAACAAAAAUGCAUAAGAAAAUGUGAUAAUAAUGCAUUUAAAAAUAUAAUAGAUACUAUCAUGAUUUCAAUGAUGAAUGUUCAGAAACCUGUAAUUAGAGUGCAAAUUAUGUAUUAAUUACUAAUGCUAUCUUUGUGAAUAUGGAUGGUAAUUGAGAGAUAACUAUUGCUAUUUAUUAUGUGGAGAUGGAGAGGUUGCAUAUUCUAUAGAAUAAUGUGAAGAUAGUAAUAAUAUUCCUAAUGAUAGAUGCUUUGAAUAUUAGCUUGAAUGUCUUCCUCAUUGUUUAUAAUGUUUAGAUAUAUAUACUUGUUUGAUUUGUUAAGACAAUUUUUAAAAAUAGUAGAAUUAUUAUGUUUGCCAAUCUGUAGUGAUGGUAUUAUCAUCUCUGAAUUUGAGGAUUGUGAUUAUGGUAAUAAUUAACCUUAUGAGGGUUGUUUGAAUGUUAAUUCUAAUGUUCAUAUGGUUGCCUUGAUUGUGUAUAGGGAAAUAUUUGUAAGAAGUGUGACAAUAAAUUUGUAUUGAAUAGAGAGACUGCAGUUUGCUAGGAAUAAAAUACAGAACAAAUAUUGUAUGGAAAUUAAAGUGAUACAAAUAAAUCCGUAAUUACAGAUAGUAGUAGUUUUGAUCCAAUAACAGACAACUAGUAUAAUGUUAUGCGUGGCAAUGGAAUUCUGAAUAUUUAAGAAGAAUGUGAUGAUAAUAAUGUAAAUAAUCUAGACGGAUGUUCUAAUUAAUGUAAAAUAGAAGAUAAAUGGGAUUUUGUAUAGACUAUUUUUCAAAGUCAAUGUUUCCUCUUAACCUCAUUUUACUUAGAAUUUAUUUUUCAUACUAAUUCAUAUUAAUAUGUAUCAUUAUCAUUUUCAAAUCUUGUAAAAUUGAAUGAAUCGAUAUUUAAUUUAAUUCCUAGAAUUAAAGUUUAAAUUGAUAUUUAUCUUUGGAAUAGUAUAAUUAUUUAAUUUAAGAUGCAUAAUAAAUCAUUUGUUAUUUAUGAUAAUUGCAGUAGAUUAAUUCGAUUUGAAGUAAGCUAAUUAUUUAUUUAUCAUUUAAUUUUUCUAAUCAAUAAUUGAUCUACCUAUUUUAAUUGUUUCUAUUAAUUCAUCCGUAAUAGAUGAGAAUAACCUUCAAAGUUGACACAAGUCAAAAGUCAAAAAGCAUUAACUUCUAGCUUCCACUAUUCUAAAUAGUGAUUAAGCAGCGGUAUCUAUUAAAUUAUAUAACUUCGCCCUUUGGAUUAUUAUUGGACUAGCUAUAAGCAGUGUAUUAUUGA